CGCCAACACCCGCUAACAUCAGUUUACUACCAAUGAACACGAAAGGGUUAAACAACAAAGAACAACACGGCAGCGAAUCAGCUUUUCCCAGGAUGAGGAGACUGACGAAGAAGAAGACUCUGACUCUAGUAAAGGAGCUGGAUGCUUUCCCCAAAGUUCCUGAGAGCUAUGUGGAGUCCACGGCCAGCGGCGGGACAGUAUCUCUCAUAGCUUUUACUUUCAUGGCUAUCCUUGCCUUCCUGGAGUUCUUCGUGUACAGAAACACCUGGAUGAAGUAUGAAUAUGAGGUGGACAAAGACUUCAGCAGUAAACUGAGGUUGAAUGUGGACAUCACAGUGGCCAUGAGAUGUCAGUAUAUUGGUGCAGAUGUCCUUGAUCUGGCAGAAACUAUGGUCGCUUCUGAUGGCUUAAAAUAUGAGCCAGUUAACUUUGAGCUGUUACCAGAACAAAGGCUGUGGCACUUGACUCUGCUACACAUGCAGGAGCGUCUGAAAGUGGAACACUCGCUGCAAGAUGUGCUCUUCAAAUCUGCUAUGAAAGAAGUUCCUCCCUCUCAGAGUCGAAGUGAGGACACUCCCAACUCCCUUACUGCCUGCAGGAUACACGGACACCUUUUUGUAAACAAAGUGGCAGGGAAUUUCCACAUUACUGUUGGCAAAUCCAUCCCACACCCUCGAGGCCAUGCUCAUCUUGCUGCUCUAGUCAGCCAUGACUCGUUUAACUUCUCCCACCGGAUUGACCACCUGUCAUUUGGAGAAGCCAUUCCUGGACUUAUCAACCCCCUGGAUGGUACGGAGAAAGUCACCACUGAGCCCAACCACAUGUUUCAGUACUUCAUCACCAUCGUUCCCACCAAGCUGAAUACCUACAAAGUGUCAGCAGAAACCCAUCAGUACUCUGUCACAGAGCGGGAACGAGUGAUAAACCAUGCUUCAGGCAGCCACGGAGUCUCAGGGAUCUUUAUGAAAUAUGAUAUCAGCUCAUUAAUGGUCAAAGUCACCGAGCAACACAUGCCUCUUUGGCAGUUUCUCGUCCGACUCUGUGGCAUAGUCGGAGGCAUUUUCUCCACAACAGGAAUGUUGCACGGGAUGGUGGGAUUCUUCGUCGAUGCGAUUUGCUGUCGUUUCCAAAUGGGAGCCUACAGACGUCUGAAUGCUUCUCUGAACGGGGAUGGUCAAGCUUUGCUUUCUGCUGAAAAUGAGGAUCAGUAACGAGAGGACGACUCCACCAGACCCAUAACGGCACCAAAAUGCUGUUGAAAUGUUUACAAGUUUUAUUUAAAAAUGUGGCCCAACUUUUAUCAUUUUUCAACUUUCUAAAAGCUGCUUUGGGGUGAUGGACCAUCAUCAUCAUCAUCGCUGUAAUCACUGGAAAUUUGUAGCUCUGAGUAUGAUGGUACCUGCUGGUCCAUUUUACACCCACGGGUACGCUAGUGUACAGUUUGCCUUUUGAUGUCAUAUUUGGAGCAGCAGAACGUUUAUAUUUUGUAAUGUAGUCUGACGAUGUCCCGGAACCUUUUAUCUAAAAACAAGAAGUAAAAACGUGUGGGUGUUUUAUGCCUUUGAAGGUUU
Nothobranchius furzeri (turquoise killifish) is the source of this 1571-nucleotide messenger RNA. Its product is annotated as endoplasmic reticulum-Golgi intermediate compartment protein 2. NCBI's taxonomy places the organism in Eukaryota, Metazoa, Chordata, Actinopteri, Cyprinodontiformes, Nothobranchiidae. Gene Ontology annotation, cellular component: endoplasmic reticulum; membrane; COPII-coated ER to Golgi transport vesicle. Gene Ontology annotation, biological process: retrograde vesicle-mediated transport, Golgi to endoplasmic reticulum; endoplasmic reticulum to Golgi vesicle-mediated transport. The record is from RefSeq and is a predicted model, not a curated record.